Messenger RNA from Leopardus geoffroyi (Geoffroy's cat), 3847 nucleotides. RefSeq names its product TSPY like 6 (gene TSPYL6). Gene Ontology annotation, molecular function: histone binding; chromatin binding. Gene Ontology annotation, biological process: nucleosome assembly. The record is from RefSeq and is a predicted model, not a curated record. Lineage: Eukaryota; Metazoa; Chordata; Mammalia; Carnivora; Felidae. Gene Ontology annotation, cellular component: chromatin; nucleus.
AUGACCUUGAGAGCUCUCUUCUCAGAAUCCCACAGCCUCUUGCCUCAUCCUUUUAAUAAUCUUGCUUUCUGCCUUACUUAUAACACUGAAGAAAUCAGAAGAGAACUUCAUAGAUUCCACCACUUCUACCCACUGACCAGCAUACAUACCCUUAUCCUUUGCCUUCCUGCAGUUCCUACAGUGGGUGAGGAAGAGAGGGCUGGAGUGGUGGAGGAGAAGCCAGGAGGUGAAGAAUUGGAAGCAGUGGAGGAAAACAAAGUGGUAAAUUAGGUGAAAGUCAAGGGAGGUCCCUGGUCCCUGAAUGUGGCUCUCCACAUGAGCUCCCUGGAGGCCAGCCAGCCAGAAAUGGACACGAAUGCUCAGGCUGACAGAGCCAUACUGCAGGUGGAGCACAAAUUUGGGAAGGUAUGGCAACACUACCUAGAGCAGAGGAACUACAUCAUUCAGAAUAUCCCCAGCUUCUGGGUCAGGGCCUUUUGGAACCACCCACAGCUGUCCACCCUGAUUAGAGGCCGAGCAUAGAUGUUUAAGUACAUAACCAAUAUGGAGGUGAAGGGCUUCAGAUACCCUAGGAUGGGCUGCAAGUUCAAGUUUUUAAGAAAUCCAUAGUGCAGAAACAAGCUCACUGUCAAGGAAUAUGAGGUUAGAACUCCCAGCCAAGUGAUGUCUCUUGCCACUCCAAUAAGACAUCAUAAGAAUCAAGACUUCAUCUGCAGCUUCAUUGCCUGGUUUUCAGACCACAACCUCCCAGAGUCUGACAGAAUUGCUGAGAUUAUCAAAGAGGACCUCUGGCCAAAUCCACUUGAAUACUACCUAUUGCAUGAAAGAGCCCGUCAAGCUAGACUUGGCCAGAUAAGGAAGACAGUAGAGAUCUUCUUGAGUUCCAAAGUGGUUAACCUCACCCUUGAAAAUACUCCCAUACAAGAUCCCCUACCAUUUCCUGCUGGACCUGUGCUUUGGCAACAGCACUGGGUAUGCCCAUUACUCUUUAUGUGCUGACCUUUCAGCAUCUUCCUUCCUUUGAACAUUCGUUCUCUCAACUUUAACAUUAGACCUUCAUGGCAGUUCCGUAUUAACAUCACAGGCUAUGUGGCAUGGUUCACACUCUUCUAAGCCAAACAAAUGAUAUUAUAAAUUGCACUGCUUUUAUCUACACUGCUUGUUUGUUCCCAGGGCCUCUAGCCUGGUCACUACCACCUGGAUUUCUAGCUAUGUUCAGGAGCCUGUUUUACUCACUUUGCUCAUCACCUGUGGACAAUUGCUGGGCAUUAAUAAAACCCAGGGAAAACAGCAGUGUGCCACUUGGUCUAUGUGAUUUAUGCAACUCCAUUGCUCUUCUUGCCCUUCUGGUCACCGACUGCUGCCUAUACCCACCCCCUCAGGCUGUUGCCUGCUGGAUGGACAUUUUCCAGACCAUUGUCAGCUCCACUUUCUGAUUUUAGAUAAACAUUGAUCUCCAGAUUUGGUGGUGGGUCCACGUUUCCUGCCAGCCCAUGAAAGACCUUUCUAUUCCUCCCCUACAAGACCCCAAUUCCUUACCACCACAACCACCACUCAGGAAACCUACAGGCUGUCAGGCAAGUGGUUGAGGUGAUGAGUUAGACCCUAUUCACAUAACGAGGAUAAUGAUAAUGUCCUUGGUGAGAAAGUACCAGGCUUUCUCAGCCUCACCCAGGGAAUUCAUAUAAAAUCUAGGGACUGUAAGUUGCCUCCAUUCUUCACCUUCAACAUGAUUAAGCGUCACAGGUGCCACGGUGAGUGUACGCUUUGUCUUCUCUUUCUCAUUUCCUUCUCUUUGUCUCUUUCUCUCAUAUCUCUCCUACCUCUUUUUAAAAGUGGUAGCCUCACCCUCAACAAAAACGUUAAAAAAAAGUGUCAGCCCAGACACAUCUGCAAAAGCAGGCUCUUUAGUUUAAUCUAGCUCUCUUUUCUUCUCCAGAGACAGAACUGGAGUCCUGUCAAGAAGACUACCACAGCUCUUACUGCCCCUCUGCACGCUUCCAGCCCCUCCUUCCCUUAGCAAUGCCUAUAGGGUUUAAGGGAAGACCAGUCUAGAUGGAAAGAAAGGUGUUUCCUGUUCAAAGUGGAUGAAAGAACCAAAGAGGUUGUGAUGGGUGCCCCAUGCAGGGAAAACUGAACUAAAGGCCAGCAGCAGAAAUUGCCAGUGAAAUGCAGGGCCUAGAAUUAAGACUGGGCUGACUGAGAACCUGCAAGGAAGGGAUGCUUGCUCUGUGAGUGGUGACAGAAGGGCUACUUUUCUCAGGACUGGGAUGGGAGAAUUGCAGGUGGCUGAAGUGUUAGCUCUGUUACCUACCCAAGGGCUUUUUAAAGAAAAACAAUGCCAUGUUGGGUGUUUUCUCUCUUGUCUUCAUGUGACCUUAUUUAUGUGAAAGAUUCACUACUGUGCCCUUAAUUUCACUCAUGUUUAGUAAAAUCCUGUUACUUUCUCUGCUUCUGCUUACUGGGAAGAUUCAGUCAUAUAGAUUUGUUUUGCUUUCAAUUGGGGGAACACUUGGAAGAAUAUAUAUCUAUUUCUUGUAUAAUAUGGAGAAUUCUGUGAAUAUCCACAAAAGUUUUCACCUUGUUUCUGUUAAAACUGUAUCUUCAGAAAUACAAUUUGAAUAACUUGGUCUUGUCAGAGGCUGAAGACUUCAGAGAUUGUCGUCUUCAUGGGAAAAUUACCUACAAAAAUUUGUGGCUCUGAUUAUCUUGACAAUUUACCCUGGUAACAACCUAGCAAAUGAUAGAUCGCUUUUCCUAAACAGCAAAAAUACUUGUGAGAUUGCUCUGUAAAACUGGAAGGGUACCAUUGGCCUAUUUAUUUGUACAUUUUAUGGCAAAAUGAAAGCAUGUCAGUCUGAAAAAAAAACAGAUAAACUAAAAAGAUGGAAAAUAACAAGUGUGGAAAAGUACACAGAGAAACCACAAUGGUGGAAGAGUAGCCUGACACAAAUAUUUUAGACAAUUGUUUGGCAGUAUCUAUGCACACCCUCUGAUCCAGUUCUGGGAAUAUACCCAACAGAAAUGCAUACAUGUAUUCACAAAGACGUGCAAAGAAGUGUUUAUAACAGCACAAUCCUAAUAACUAACACUGGGAACUACCCCAAUGUUCAUCACUGGCAGAAAAAAUAAACACAGUUUAAAUGUUCACACCAUGGAAUACUGUGAGAAAUAAAGAACUGUGCCUACAUGUAAUAAUAUGAAUGGAUCUCACAAACAUGAUGUUGGAUAAAAGAAGCCAGACUCAAGAGUAUGUGCUAUAUAAUUCCAUUUAUAGUUGAAGUUUAACAACAAGUAAACCUAAUCUAUGGUGAUAGAAGUCAGCAUAGUAAUCACUAUGAAGAACAGUGAAGAUUCUGGUAUUUUACCCUACUUACAAAGUUAACAUGUUAGCCUGCUUAGUUAAUGGAUGCUGAGUCAGAGACAAAGGACAUUACAAUUCAAUAGCCAGCUUCAGUGCUUGCACCAGUUGCUUGAGCCCUAAUUCUUAUUCUGCAGCAUGAAGAAAGCCAAGUGACCCCUGCCCACACAGUGGGCUGCAGAGGAGAGGAACCCUGGGCUUAGGGAAAGUGAAUCCUUUAUAAUGGGAAUUAAGCAUGUACGCCCUUUGCUUUGAAGGCCGACAUUAUCUUUACUACAUAGAAUAGCAAGUAAACCUGUACUUUGUUCCAUAGGAGACAAUCUCUAUUUUUUCAAGGCUGUAAGCAAACCUGCCUUUUGCUCUGGAGGGAAACACUAUUUCUGUCUUCCAAGGCUGUUCUCAGAUAUCCUUAAAAAGAUACUCUGAACAGAGUGGCCAAAAUGAACAAAUCAGGAGACUAUAGAUGCUGGAGAGGAUGUGGAGAAA